This is a messenger RNA of Nicotiana tabacum (common tobacco), 861 nucleotides long. Lineage: Eukaryota; Viridiplantae; Streptophyta; Magnoliopsida; Solanales; Solanaceae. The record is from RefSeq and is a predicted model, not a curated record.
AAUCAGUUGAAUCUAGUCUGAGCAUUAAUUUCUUUCCACAAUUAUUUUUAACACAUGAAACAUUAGUUUAAUUGGAUGGGAACUCAGCCAGCUGUUCCCCCCACUCUUUGGGUCUUUUUUCUUUUACAAAGCAUGUGCAUGCCUACUUGUUUGUCCUUCUAGAGGUUGAUUGACAUCAUUCUUGUUGCACAUCAUUGAUGUUCCUUUUUUGUGGUAUAGGUGUUUUCAAUGCUUCCCGGAUUUAGUGCAGAGAUGAUGCCAAAAGGUCGCGAAAAGGAAAGUCAAGCAAAAAUUAAGCGGUAUAUGACGAUGAUGGACUCCAUGACUAAUGAAGAAUUGGACAGUACCAACCCAAAGCUUAUGACUGAAUCUCGAAUCAUGCGUAUAGCUAGGGGAUCAGGCCGCCUAGUGCAUGAGGUGAUGGAGAUGUUGGAAGAAUACAAACGACUUGCCAAGAUAUGCAGCAAGAUGAAGGGGCUUAAGAUUCCAAAGAAGGGAGAGAUGAGUUCCUUGUCCAGAAACAUGAAUGCACAAAACAUGAGCAAAGUUCUUCCCCCUCAGAUGUUGAAACAGAUAGGUGGUAUGGGUGGUCUACAGAGCUUGAUGAAACAAAUGGGUUCCGCGAAGGAUAUGAUGGGUAUGUUUGGUGGUGGAGAGUAAUACUGUGGUCACAAUUAAAGUACAGUUUACGAGUUAAAUAUAUAGGGAAGUUACAUUGUCAAUCCAUGUUUGGUAGUAAAGAAUAUAACCAGAGCUGUCAUUCCCUAUCUUUGGAAUUUGUUGGAAUCAGAUGUAUUUGGUGAAUUUGGUUGAUUUAGAAUGAUGAAAUGUGGUAUAAUUGGUUGCACUACUUGAUUUUGA